AUGCGCGCGAAAACUGCCGAGGAGGAAGUGCCCAAACUUUCUCCUCGUAAAGAUCAGGCCUCCGACACUGAACCCACCGCGACCGUCCCUACCACAGCUUCGUUCAAGGGUCAAUUGUUGAGAUUUCAGUACAACUCAACCACUUCCGCCAGCGACGAUGCCAGUCCCAAGUCCCCUGUCUCCGUACGUUCCCCAAAGCGCACGCGCACCGCCGUGACAAUCGCCGCCACCACCGACGAUGGUUUGACCGAGCCGUCUCCACGUCCCCAGAAGAAGCGCAAAUCAAGCAGCUAUGCGCCAUCCUCUAGAUAUGCACACCUGUCACCUCUAGUUGACAUUCUUGAGCCGAAUUUGAUAUGCGUCUUCGUGGGCACGAACCCUGGCGUGCAAACCGCGACCGCCGGCCAUGCCUACGCUCACCCUUCCAAUCACUUUUGGAAAUUACUCCACGCAUCUGGUCUCACCGAUCGGCGUCUUUCGCCCACAGAAGACCGCUCCUUACCUGCGAAAUACUGUAUGGGCAACACGAACAUCGUUUCGCGCCCAUCGAAAAACGCCGCUGAACUCUCAAAGGAAGAAAUGGUAGCUGGUGCUGGAGAAUUGGAGGCUAAGUUCCGGGAGUUUAGACCGGAGGCGGUGUGCAUUGUAGGCAAAGGGAUCUGGGAGGCGAUAUGGAAGUACAGAAAGGGUAGGGCGGUACGAAAGGAGGAAUUUCGAUAUGGAUGGCAGGAUGAGGAGAUGAACAUGGGUAAGAUUGAUGGAGAAGAGUCUUCGCCAGGGAGCAGAGUGUUUGUCACAACGAGCACGAGUGGACUCGCGGCGAAUUUAAGACCGGCGGAGAAGGAAGCUAUUUGGAGGCCCUUUGGGGAAUGGGUGCAGAAGCGAAGGGAAGAAAGAGGGUUCGUGCCUAGAAAAGAGGAAGGUAGUGUACAAAAAAAAUAG
Didymosphaeria variabile is the source of this 942-nucleotide messenger RNA. It is a transcript of the gene thp1, whose product is annotated as uracil DNA N-glycosylase Thp1. NCBI's taxonomy places the organism in Eukaryota, Fungi, Ascomycota, Dothideomycetes, Pleosporales, Didymosphaeriaceae. Gene Ontology annotation, molecular function: mismatch base pair DNA N-glycosylase activity. The record is from RefSeq and is a predicted model, not a curated record. Bases 1 to 942 code for a protein of 313 amino acids. The transcript has a single exon. Gene Ontology annotation, biological process: base-excision repair, AP site formation.